GCAGCAGCGGCGGCAGCAGCGCAUCCUCCCUGCUCCGCGCCUUCGCUCCGGACUCGCGUCGUCGAAGCCCCGCGGUGAUGAGCCCCGAGCCGGUCCCGCCGCCGCCGCCCCAGUGCCCCGGCUGCGACGGCGCGGAGCCGAUCGCCCAGCGCUUGGAGGAGGGCGACGAGGCCUUCAGCGCGGGCGAGUACGAGAUGGCAGCCGAGCUCUUCCGCUCCUUGCUGGCCGGGCUGGCGCAGCCAGACCGCGGCCUGUGCCUGAGGCUGGGGGACGCGCUGGCCCGCGCCGGCCGCCUCCCCGAGGCCCUGGGCGCGUUCCGCGGCGCCGCGCGGCUCGGGGCGCUGCGGCCGGAGGAACUAGAGGAGCUGGCGGGCGGCCUGGUGCGCGCCGUAGACCUGCGCGAGCGGCCGCUGUCCGCGGAGAACCCGGGCUGCGAGGCGGAGGCGCCUGCGGAGGGAGGGCCGGCCCCGGCACCCCGCACGCCCCGCGACCUACUCGGCUGCCCGCGCUGCCGGCGGCUGCUGUACAGGCCAGUGACGCUGCCCUGCGGGCUCACGGUCUGCAAGCGCUGCGUGGAGCCGGGGCCCGCGCGGCCGCAGGGGCGGCGCGUGAACGUGGUGCUGUGCGGCCUGCUGGAGAGGUGCUUCCCGGCCGAAUGCAGGGUGCGCAGGCUGGCGGGCCUGGCGCGGAGCCUGCAGCGCCAGCAGCAGCCCGAGGCCGCGCUGCUCAGGUGCGACCAGGCCCUGGAGCUGGUUCCUGAUGAUAAUUCAUUAUUGCUGCUGCGGGCAGAGUUAUAUUUGAUCACGAAGAACUAUGAGCAAGCUCUCCAGGAUGCCAGUGCAGUCUGUCAGAAUGAACCUCUCUUGAUUAAGGGACAUCAUGUAAAAGCUCAAGCUCUUUCUGGAUUGGGAAGAAGUAAGGAAGUGUUAAAGGAAUUUCUCUACUGCCUUGCUCUAAAUCCUGAAUGUAACGCUGUGAAGAAAGAAGCACAGAAGGUAAUGUGUGAAGUGCUGUUUUCAGCUACAGAAAAUGUGCAUGAAACUUUAACAUCUUCCAUCCAAAGCAGAUUAAAGGCUCAAGGUCACAGCCACGGGAAUGCCCAGUCUCAGCUGGAAGAAGGCGACGCAGGGAGCUCUGAGAAUUCGACUGAGAAAUCUGAUAUGCUUGGAAAUACCAAUUCCACAGUUCUGUAUUUCAUACUGGGUCUGCACUUUGAAGAGGAUAAAAAGGUAUUAGAAAGCAUCCUUCCAACAGCACCCAAUGCUGGCUUAAAGAGACAGUUUCCAGAUGACAUGGAGGAUGCACCUAACCUGAACGCCCCUGGAAAAAUUCCCAAAAAAGAUUUCUCACCUCAAAGGAGCCUGAACUCUGAUAUGGAAGAAAGUCAGUGGCUCUCGCUUGAUGUAACUGACUUUGAGUGUGCCCUCUGCAUGAGGUUGCUCUUUGAACCUGUCACUACGCCCUGUGGACACACAUUUUGCCUAAAAUGCCUUGAGCGCUGCCUUGACCAUUCCCCACAGUGUCCAUUGUGCAAAGACAAACUUUCGGAAUUAUUGGCAAGCAGAAACUUCAAUAUAACUGUUCUGGCUGAAGAAUUAAUAAUUCGGUAUUUGUCGGAUGAAUUGUCUGACAGGAAGAGAAUUUAUGAUGAAGAAAUGUCGGAACUGUCAAAUCUGACCAGAGACGUCCCCAUCUUUGUGUGUGCCAUGGCCUUCCCCACGGUCCCAUGUCCACUGCACGUCUUUGAGCCCCGCUAUCGGCUUAUGAUAAGAAGAUGCAUGGAAACUGGCACCCGGCGAUUUGGCAUGUGUUUAUCUGCUGAGCACGCAGGGCUUUCAGAGUACGGGUGCAUGCUGGAGAUUAAGGAUGUGAGAACAUUUCCUGAUGGAAGUUCCGUCGUAGACGCGAUUGGCAUCAGUCGGUUCCGGGUGCUAAACCACCGCCACAGAGAUGGCUAUAACACAGCAGACAUUGAGUAUCUUGAAGAUGAAAGGGUGGAGGGUCCAGAGUACGAAGAACUCGCCGCUCUCCACGACUCCGUGCAUCAACAGGCUGUUUCCUGGUUUGCGUCUCUCCAGGAUCGCAUGAGAGAACAAAUUUUAAGUCAUUUUGGGGUGAUGCCAGAGAGAGAACCUGAGCCUCAGAGUAAUCCCAGUGGCCCUGCCUGGUCCUGGUGGAUCCUGGCCGUGCUGCCCCUGGAGCGCAAGGCUCAGCUGGCCAUCCUCGGCAUGACCUCGCUCAAAGAGCGGCUCCUUGCCAUCCGACGGAUAUUAGUCAUCAUCACGCGUAAGAUGAAUAGUCGGCAGGAGCUGGCUAAUGCCAGGCAGAGAAAUAAUUGAUUUUUUUCUCUCUGUUAAGGUUUCUGGAAGCCCUUGUACCUUCAUAAAUGUCAGGCAUGGAUGAAUAGCCGUCCAUUCAUUGUGCUUUGUCAAGUGCUUGUGGAUAAGGUUCCAAAAGGGAACACUUGCCAAAUAUUGAGUCCUCCUCAAAAAUGACAAUUCUGUGUCUGGUGGGAUCUGACCUUGUACAGGGUUAGCCUGAAGUCUGAAUGGAGCCCAUAGUUGGAAAACAACCUAAGAAAAUCUCUUGGAAGCAGAUGCUUGGGGAAUGCAAUUCACUGACAGCACGGGACCCUGCAGAUGGUUUCCAUGAGGUUUAGGUUUCACGAGAAAGGAUUCCCUUCCCAGUCAGUAUCUUGCUCUGCCAGAUGGAAAAGGCAUGCUUAAGUGUCUAGACAAUAGGGGGAAGCAUGUUUUUAUCUGGAAGUGGAUUUCUUAGAACACAGGCUAACUAAAACGACGCUUAGGCUUUGUGUGUUGCUGUGAAGUUAUCUGUGAAACUGAAUCAUCACACCAUUGUUCAGUGUGGGAGCCCAAACUAGUCCUUACCCAAGAAGUAGUAGCUACCGGGUAGAACUGUGUUUAAUGUCCUGUUGUAGUCCCAGGUGUUGUAAAUUGCAUGUUGUAAUCAAAUGAAUGUCAAAAUAUAAGAAAGUGUACCUUGGAUAUAGAAAAACCUAAGAACAGUAUAGUUCA
Molecule: messenger RNA, 3035 nt
Organism: Saimiri boliviensis boliviensis (Bolivian squirrel monkey)
Lineage: Eukaryota; Metazoa; Chordata; Mammalia; Primates; Cebidae
Gene: LONRF2
Product: LON peptidase N-terminal domain and ring finger 2
Molecular function (GO): ubiquitin protein ligase activity; protein binding
Source: RefSeq, a predicted model, not a curated record